UGCGGUUGGAGAGCUGCCAGGCUUCCACCGGCUUCUCCUCCCAAUCCCGAGGCCAAGAGGCAGAACAUUCCUGUGAGACACGAGAACCUGCAGCCUCUGGCCAUGGCGGGACCCGAGUGGCAGUCCCUGGAGCAGUGUCUGGAAAAGCAUCUGCCGCCUGAUGAUUUGGGCGAGGUGAAGCGAGUUCUCUACGGCAAGCAGACUAGGAAUCUCGAUCUGCCCAGAAAAGCUUUAGAAACGGCCUCAGAAAGAAACUUUGAACUGAAGGGCUACGCCUUUGGAGCGGCCGCGGAGCAGCAGAGAUGCCCCCAGAUCGUGCGUGUGGGGCUCGUGCAGAACAGGAUCCCGCUCCCCACAUCUGCUCCUGUCGCAGAACAGGUCUCUGCCCUCCACAAACGCAUAGAGGAUAUUGUUGAGGUGGCUGCAAUGUGUGGAGUCAAUAUCAUUUGCUUCCAGGAAGCAUGGAACAUGCCCUUUGCUUUCUGUACACGAGAGAAGCUUCCUUGGACAGAAUUUGCUGAGUCGGCGGAGGAUGGGCUCACCACGAGAUUCUGUCAGAAGUUGGCAAAGAAGCAUAACAUGGUGGUGGUGUCUCCAAUUUUGGAACGAGAUCGAGAUCACGGGGGAGUUCUAUGGAACACAGCUGUGGUGAUCUCCAAUUCAGGACUAGUCAUGGGAAAGACCAGGAAGAACCACAUCCCCAGAGUGGGUGACUUCAAUGAGUCAACUUACUACAUGGAAGGAAACCUGGGCCACCCCGUGUUCCAGACCCAGUUUGGCAGGAUUGCAGUCAACAUUUGCUACGGGCGACACCACCCCCUCAACUGGCUCAUGUACAGCCUCAAUGGAGCGGAGAUCAUCUUCAAUCCCUCAGCCACCAUUGGAGAACUCAGUGAAUCCUUGUGGCCGAUCGAAGCCAGAAACGCAGCCAUUGCCAACCACUGCUUCACUUGCGCCAUUAACCGUGUGGGUCAGGAACACUACCCCAAUGAGUUCACUUCUGGAGAUGGAAAGAAAGCUCACCAUGACCUUGGCUACUUUUAUGGCUCAAGCUAUGUGGCAGCUCCUGACGGCAGCCGGACCCCUGGCCUCUCACGUAAUCAAGAUGGGCUGCUGGUCACUGAGCUCAACCUCAACCUCUGCCAGCAGAUUAAUGAUUUCUGGACUUUCAAGAUGACUGGCCGACUUGAGAUGUAUGCCCGGGAACUUGCUGAAGCUGUUAAACCUAACUACACUCCCAACAUUGUGAAGGAAGACCUGGUUCCACGCCCUAGCUCGGGUUAAGUUUGGAGACAUCACCAGCCCCAGUGGCUAAGUUUUAAAAUGUAUUUGGGGACUGGGUGGAGGUGGGAUUCAAUACCCAGGCAGGAGGAGGGUAGAAUGGGCAAAUGUAUGGGGGUUAACUGCUAAUAAUUAAUGCGUGAUUUUCUUCUGGGAACUUGAGAAUGUUUUGGGAUUCAAAAGAAGACUCAACGACAUUGAAAUUUUAUUAAAUGAAACUGGAUUGCA
This is a messenger RNA of Peromyscus leucopus (white-footed mouse), 1509 nucleotides long. RefSeq names its product beta-ureidopropionase 1 (gene Upb1). NCBI's taxonomy places the organism in Eukaryota, Metazoa, Chordata, Mammalia, Rodentia, Cricetidae. The coding region runs from base 103 to 1284 and encodes 393 amino acids. The record is from RefSeq and is a predicted model, not a curated record. Gene Ontology annotation, molecular function: beta-ureidopropionase activity. The transcript is spliced from 10 exons.